AUGGCAAGUAACAGGCUUCCAGAUAAGAAACUAACCGAGGUUAAGAAUAUUUCCAUCGACGACACAUCCACCGCUCCUCUAUGCAGCCUAUGCUUCGUCGAUUCGGUGAUUUAUAACAUCGUCAUGCAUGUUGUCAUCGUUGGCACAGUUGUACCGUUAUUUUUUCAUCUCCGGAAAAAUAACUACUACUUUUCCACGGUAUCAGCCCUAAUAGCGGCCGAAAUUUUGUCAUUUGUGUUCCAGCUUGCGUGCGUAAAUGACUGGCCUGAAGCUUUAGUUUACGGAAGUUUGAGUCAUGUGUUUGGUGUUACUUCAAUAUUCUUGCUACUUCGUCUAAUUUCUCCGGUCCUAGCCAUGAGAACGUGCAUACCAAUUCUUGUCUGGUUUGGAAUUACCUUCAUCUACCAUGUAGGUUCAUGCUGCUGUGCAGCUAUUCAAAGCGAUUUUGAACGCAAUUUGAAAGCUCGACGUGAUGCUCAAAGCGAUUUUGAACGCAAUUUGAAAGCUCGACGUGAUGCUCAAAGAGAUUUUGAACGCAAUUUGAAAGCUCGACGUGAUGCAGCAAAUCUCGUUUGA
Eruca vesicaria subsp. sativa (arugula) is the source of this 576-nucleotide messenger RNA. The record is from the annotation of a GenBank genome assembly. NCBI's taxonomy places the organism in Eukaryota, Viridiplantae, Streptophyta, Magnoliopsida, Brassicales, Brassicaceae.